Messenger RNA from Monomorium pharaonis (pharaoh ant), 4392 nucleotides. RefSeq names its product cytochrome P450 6k1. Bases 2758 to 4242 code for a protein of 494 amino acids. Lineage: Eukaryota; Metazoa; Arthropoda; Insecta; Hymenoptera; Formicidae. Gene Ontology annotation, molecular function: monooxygenase activity; iron ion binding; oxidoreductase activity, acting on paired donors, with incorporation or reduction of molecular oxygen. The record is from RefSeq and is a predicted model, not a curated record. The transcript has 7 exons.
AUUAGGCUUACUUUUUACACGUUUAUUUGAGGCACUUAAUUACAUUGCACACAUUUCGUAAUACCGAUAUAUGAUACUGCAACUUUUUAAGAAGAGAAAAAACUUUGAUUCGGGUUUGUGCAUAAUCUCAAAAAUGAAGAAAUUAAAUUUUAGUGAAGCGCGUUUUGGAUAAACAAUUAACAUUACUCGAAAAGUUAUUAAUAUUUUUUGAUGAAAUUUGGUAUACUUUUUUAUCGUAAUAAAAAUUAUGUUUUCCUGUAAUUUCAAAUGUUUGAGUUAAUUUUUAAGAAAGUUAUAAACAAUUUAAAAGGCGGCAAAACAUUUUAAUUAAAAGCAUAUGAUUUGUACUUAUCUUGAAUAUAUAUGCAAUCUAAUAAGAUAAAGAUUAAUCAUAUUUGAUGAAAACUUUUUAAUCAAAAACAUUUUAUUUAUUACGUUGUUUAUAUGAGAGAGAGUGACUUUUAAAAGUUAAAUAACUUUUAUAUGUGUAAAAGAUAAACUUUUAAAAGUUACGUAUCAAUUGAUAUGAGAGAGACAAGAUUAAAUAAGCCAAACUAUUUUUAUAUAUUUCUUCAAAUAAACGUAAUUAAUUUUUUCUUUAGAGUUUAGUGAAUCUGUUUAUCUUUCCGCCGUCUGCUUGAAUUCUUAUCAAUCUAAGUAUUACGAUAAAAGUUCCAGUUAUCUACGCAUUUAGUACUACUACGCAAUCCUAUAAUGCGCGGUAUCGGUCUUUAAUCGUCCUCGUGGCGUAACCAUAGAACUUAUACUAAUGGAAGGGGAAUAGCGUAUAUCAUCCGUAUGCCGAAACUGUGUCCAACAUCUGUGCGACAAGAAUAGAUAGAACAUGACUUGACAUGAAAUGAGACAGAACUAGUUUUCUAUCUCACUUCUUGCACUGAGAAAAAUCUCUCGGAAAAGACUAAUACAACAUUGUAGAUUUUAUUUUGUCAGAUAAAUAACUUUAAAUUGUAAUGUAAUAGAAAAUAGAAAAUACACAGAUUAGCCAUAAUUUUGUAGUAAAUUUAUUUUGUUACAUGUAAACACAAAAACUGUGACUUUAUGAAACAAGCACGCAAAUAAAUUUUAUUAAUAAGAUGUAAAACAUUUAUCUAUAGCGUUUUGGAUAAUUAUAAUACAUUAAAAAUAACUUGUUAUACAUUAGUUAUGAAAUUAUGCUAUAAAAUUGAGUUAAAUUUUAUUGCGUUAUUGUAGUAAAUCCAUAAAAUAAUAUUUUAAAUAUUUAAAACAGCUAACAUUAAUUUAUAGUAACGUAUUGCUUGUUUUAUCAUAUAGUUUAUAGUCACUGUGAAUACAAUUUGUUCACUUUACUUUAAACUUAAAUCUCUUAAACACUUUACUAUAAAAAAUAAACUGCUUUACAAUAAUUGUUGAUAUGUUUUCUACAAAAGCAUUUAUAGGCCUGCAAGUUGAAUUAAAGAUUGCUACAGAUUAUUAUUAUAGUUUACAUAUAUGCUUAUAAGCACCUACUACAUCUUGUUGCGCGAAGUUUUAUUAAAUGUGGUAGAUUUUUUAAGUCAAACGCUACUAUAUUUUCGCAACAAAUGUAAUAAAUUACAAUAAAAUUAUUAAAAAUUACAACAUCUUUUAGGCUUUGUUAAUACUGCAAUAUUUUACAGCUUUAAGCAGUUUGUCAAUUGAUUUAAGAUAAGUUUCUUAGAACAAUUUUUUAGACAUGUAUUACAAUUUAUCUCUAUCCCUAUUUGUACUUUGUACUAUUAUUUGUAGACGAGCACUCCACAAUUGUCUUAUCUGGUGCUACAUUUUUUUCUAAGUGUAGACACACUUGUACGGGUUUUUUCCACUUCCAUUAGUAUAAGUUCUAUGGGCGUAACACGCUCAUUCCCAACGCCUUUUCUGACAAUAUCAUAAAUCUACAAUAAAAGGAAAUUAAGCCCCCUCAUCGUCCCCUUUUAAAUUUCCCCUUGCAAAUUGCAAUAAGUAAUAAUUAAUGUGCAGUUUAAUAGUAUUAUUGUGCAGUUUAAUACUAAAAUUACUUUUUGGAAUAUAUAAAACUGUUCGCACUUUUUUUAUCCGUAAGAUUCCCGAAUUAGUGUUAUACCUUCUAUUCUUUAUUUGACAUAUUUCUUAAUUUGUUGAAUGACGUUAGUACUUUGUACUUUGUUGAUGCUUUUAUUGAGAUUUUGAACUACACUCUGGAUGAAUAUUAAAAAAAGAUUUUUACAAAAAUUCCAACGUAUAUGUACUAUUUGCAGAUUAUUUCAUAUUGAAAAUGUAAACGGAAGUAGUUAAUACUAAUAGAGAUCUAACUCCGUGCUCCGCGGGGGAACUUGUCGGCGCGCGGGGGCAUGACGUUACGCGGACCGGGGUCUAACGGUGCGGGAAUUGCUGACGCAAGAUUUUCGGGUCCCCGACGUGUGAGCGUUAGAGGGGAAUUGCGGUCCACACCCGCCGCCGCGCGCCGCCCAGAUUAAGGGGGGUGGGGGUAAGGAGAAUUAUUGUCCCGGACCUCGUUUGUUAAAGAGCUUCACCCGAGCUAUUCAAGGAUACUUUUUAUUUUCGUCAAAGGCCUCUAUGGAGUCAAUAGCCUUGGGCCUCAAAAUAUCUUAAACCGGUUCUGAUUACAUGGGUUAUAGAACUUAGAACUUAUACUAAUAGAAGAGGAAAAAGAUCCAUAAAGUAGAUAAGUUCUAUGACAUGGGUUAGCUAUAUAAAGACAGCAAACUGUUCAUUAAGUCAGUCUUCUACAAGAAAAGUAAGAAUAAACCCGAAUACAUCAUGCUAGACAAUCUUGUACUCAUCAUAGUUAUUUCUAUGGUGAUAACGUUUUUCUGGAUUCUUUUUGGGGUAUAUGCCAGAUUCAAGUUGAAUUAUUGGAAGAGACGCGGCGUUGAGUACCUCACCCCCGACUUGAUUUUUGGCAACGUCAAGAAUGCUGUAUUAUUCCGUUCUCCACCGUCGUGGCACAUUGGCGAGUUACACAAGAUGGCCCCUCCGGACGCGCCAUUCGUCGGUUUCUACAUCUUUCACAAACCAUGUCUACUGUUACGCGAUCCUAAAAUAAUUAAGCAAAUUAUGAUCAAAGACUUUAAUAAUUUUACCGAUCGUUAUUUUGCUGGCUCCCAUCAAAAGGAUAGUAUGGGUAUGAAGAAUUUGUUUGGCAUAAAAAAUCCGGUUUGGAAAUAUAUGCGGUCUAAGAUCACUCCUACUUUAACUAGAAGCAAAUUGAAAAAUAUGUUACCAUUGAUGAUGGAAACUACAGAACCUAUGAUAAAAUAUAUAAACGACCAUCUAAAUAAUCAAGAAAUUGUAAAAGUGUUAGACGUGCAAAAUAUUUAUUACAAGUGUACAACUGGUGUGAUCGCUUCAGUAGCGCUUGGUACUAAAGUAGACUCAUUUUAUCAUCCAAAUGAGUUUACGGAUGCAGUUCAUAGAUCUUUUCAUGGAUUAAAAAGAAUGAUUAUUCUCGUGAUCGUUUUCUUUAUACCUGAAUUAUUGAGAGUGCUCGGUACAAGGAUGUUUUUCAACUCCUACGACUAUGUAAAAAAAUUUUUCUGGACGGCAAUGGAGAACCGCGAAAAAACCGGCGAGAAGCGAGGCGAUUUUAUCGAUUCAUUGAUUCAAAUAAAGAAUGGCGAACAGAAUCCUGUUUAUAAAUUUGAGGGAGAUAAUCUAGUGCAUCAGGCUGCUACUUUUUUCUCUGGCCUUGAAUCUAGUGCUACGUGUGCAGCCUUUACUUUGAUGGAACUAGCGAAGAAUCCAGAGUAUCAGCAGCUGGCUAGAGAGGACAUUAAUAGAGCAAUCGAAACAUAUGGCUGGACGUUUGAAGCGUUCCAGAAUAUGAAAUAUCUUGAACAAACUAUACAUGAAACUUUGAGGCUAUAUCCAUCCGUGGGUAUUGUCGAUAGACACACGCUUCAAGAUUACAAGAUUCCUAAUAGUGAAGUCAUUAUCGAAAAAGAUACGCCAAUAUAUGUCUCCUUGUUUGGACUUGGAAGGGAUCCUAGAUUCUGGGACGAACCGGAAGUAUUCAAUCCUGACAGAUUUGCUGAUGGUAUUCCUGAUGCUUACUUGGCGUUCGGUACUGGUCAUAGGAUGUGUAUAGGAAUGAAAUUGGCUCAGCUGUACGCUAAACUCGUUUUAUCUUUGUUGCUGAAAGAUUAUGAAGUUUGGCAAGUCAAAGAGCAUACAAGUUUUCUGAAUCGACGUUCAACUCUUACAACUGCUGGCAAUGGAAUUUAUCUGCAUUUCAAAAAGAUAUGAUAACGUUUAUAUAAUUUAUUGAGAUUACAAUUAAUAAUUGAAAUAACAAAAUAAAUUUUGCAAUCUAGUUUUACACAAUGAGAUAUGUUUACAUAGUAAAAUAUGUUGUUAAGUAUCUGACAAAUAUCAAUGUAUCUCAAAAAGCAAAAA